AUGAAGAAAGGAAAUAACGGUAAUUUUAGUAUGGCUCGUAAUUGCGAAUGCAAAAAGAUAGAUAAUGAUGAUAUGGUAUCAUCCACGAGAUAUUCCAACAAAUUUGGCGAGAAAUUUAAUUUGAUUUCUUGUACAAAAUUGUUUGCGCUGGGCAUGUUAUUUUUGAUAUGCAAAAAUUGUGACAAUAGCACGCAAACUACAUCCGCAUACCAAGAAUACCAAUAUAAUGGUUUGAUUUUAGGAAAAAGCAGAAUAUUAUCAGAGUUGGAUCAAAAUAAAGAUCAAAAUUUAGGUUAUAAAACACAAAGUUAUGAAGAUUCUUCGACUGAAAAUGCAUCAACCUCAUAUAUGUCAACAUUAAAAACUGAUGAAGAAAGUAAUACGGCGGGCGAAGAUAGAAAAGAAGAUAACAAUGAUGCAGCAUUCAUUGGAAAAAAAUCAACUGAAAAAAAACCUCACAUUGAUAGAAUAUCUUCCACUUUAAAUCCAGAAUCCACUGACAGAAGAAAAUCUUCUGAUGAACAAAAGUCUUCUAACGAUAAAAACAUAUUUAAAGAUGUUGAUGAUCUAAUAAAUGGCAUCAAAUCACGUUAUCAAGACAUCACCAAUAAAAUAAAAUCACCUGAAUUCCAAAACGAAUGUAAAGGUUAUAUAAAUGUCGCAAAAGAAAUGAUUGAAGAUCAUAGAAACCAUGCUAUGAGAUUUGUAUCUAGAAAUUUAAAUUCUUUAGGUAUUGAUCAAAUAUUCAACGAUGAGCAUGGUGGCUAUGCGUUCCUUGCAAAAAUUAUGUUAACAAAAGUCUUUGUUGAUAAUUUGUUCGUCCCAAAUUUCUUAAAAAAUAACUCAACAAUACUUUCAACUAUAGUUUACUUUUUAAUAAUAAGUUUCAUCGUAAGCAACUAUCUUGAUGCCACUCAAAAUAAUGAAAGAGAAAGAAAAAAUUUGAAUAAAUCUAACAUAUUUUGUAGAGCAAAACCUAUGUGA
Messenger RNA from Plasmodium berghei ANKA, 984 nucleotides. RefSeq names its product exported protein IBIS1. Bases 1 to 984 code for a protein of 327 amino acids. The record is from RefSeq and is a predicted model, not a curated record. NCBI's taxonomy places the organism in Eukaryota, Apicomplexa, Aconoidasida, Haemosporida, Plasmodiidae. The transcript is spliced from 2 exons.